Molecule: messenger RNA, 2727 nt
Organism: Paramecium tetraurelia
Lineage: Eukaryota; Ciliophora; Oligohymenophorea; Peniculida; Parameciidae
Exons: 6
Biological process (GO): vacuolar acidification; proton transmembrane transport
Cellular component (GO): vacuolar proton-transporting V-type ATPase, V0 domain; vacuolar proton-transporting V-type ATPase complex
Molecular function (GO): proton-transporting ATPase activity, rotational mechanism; ATPase binding
Source: RefSeq, a predicted model, not a curated record
AUGAGUUUCUUUAGAUCAGAGACAAUGGCAUACUAUUAGAUAAUAGUGCCAAAGGAGAGUGCCUGGGAAGUGUUUAAUGAGAUGGGAAAAUUGAGUAUGGUCUAAGUUGUGGAUAUGUCUCCAGAUGAGCCUCAAGUGAAUAGGCCUUUUUAUCAGUACAUAAGAAGGGCUGAUGAAGUGAUCAGUAAAUUGAACGUAUUGGAAGUUGAAAUGCUGAAGUACAAAAUAAAGAAUCUGAAAUGCUCUGAUUAUUAAUAAUUCUUAGAAAGAAUGACCUUGUACACAAAGGAAAUAAACUAAAGUGAAGAUAAAUGGUUUGAUCUGAUUGAGAGCACUUUGGAUGAAAAAUAUUCUCAAUUGAUAGAACAGAUUCAAAAUUUAGAGCAAAUCUCUGUUCGCAAAAACACCUUAUUUGAACACAAGGCUGUCUUGAUAAAAUCAAAGGAAGUGUUAGGUCCAACAUAUUACACAAAGGGAAGGAAUGUGGCUAUAAACCCAUAGAUUGGUGGAGUACCAGAGCAACAGAAGGUAGCACAACCACUUUACAAUCUGAAUUAUUUGGUGGGAGUAGUUGACAGAGUAGAAGCUAAUCGUUUUAAAAGAAUGGUGUUCAGAGCAUCAAAAGGAAAUGCCUGGAUUGUGUUAUCAGACAUAGAAUAUUCGCGAAUUGAUUCUUCAUUAGAGACAGGCAACUUGGAUUCCGACAAGUCAGCUGCAAAGAAUUUGGAAAAGUAAAGAACAGUCUUUUUGAUUGUAUACACAGGAGGAGGAGGAGGACAAGACUUUUUGAGAGCCAAACUCAAUAAAAUAUGUGAUUCAUUCAAUUGUGCCAAAUUUGUUCUUCCAGAUGAUCCUUAACUCCUAGUCUAAAAAACAUUAGAGUUGGAUCGCUCUUUAGAUGAAUGCGAUAAUUUAUUGAGAUUGACAUCUGGUAAAAUAAAGGAACUAUUAUUGGAAUAUGCUUAAAUAUAGCCAUAACUGAAAAUAUCACUGUUGGAAAUGAGUAAAUUAUUGAUGGUCAAAGAGAAAACACUAUAUACAAAUUUAAACUAUCUUUAUCAAAAGGAAAGAAUUUACAUUGGGUUCUUUUGGGCACCCAAACAUGUGGAAGGGGAAUUGCAUCAUAUGCUACACCAAUUGAGCGUUUCCCAAAGUAAUACUUCAGUCGGAUAAAUUAUUGAGUUGGAACCACCUGAGAAAGUGCUUACACCCACUUACUUUAAGAUAAAUGAAUUCAAUAAUGUAUUCUAAGAAAUUGUUAACACUUAUGGAAUCCCCAGAUAUAAGGAAGUGAACCCUGGAAUGUUUGCUGUUAUGUUUUUCCCUUUCAUGUUUGGUAUUAUGUUUGGAGAUAUUGGUCAUGGAGGAGUUCUGUUUAUUUUAGCAUUCCUUUUAGUCAAAAAUGCUGACACUUUAAAAAAACUACCCGAUUAUGCUGCUUUAGUUUAGGUUAGAUAUUUAUUCCUACUGAUGGGUUUGUGUGCACUCUAUUGUGGUAUUAUCUAUAAUGAUUUCAUGUCUUUGACUUGGAAUAUAUUUGGAAGUUGCUUUGAAAAUGUCCCUGAUUCUGAAGAAACUGUUUAUAUUCAAGGAUGUACCUACCCCAUUGGAUUUGAUCCUAAAUGGUAUAUAGCAAGCAAUGAAUUGAACUUCUUCAAUUCUUUCAAGAUGAAGUUUGCAAUCAUUUACGGAGUCUCUCAAAUGAUUUUUGGUAUUCUCUUAAAAGGAGUCAAUAAUCUAUAUUUCAAGGAUUACUUAUCCUUUAUUUGUGAAUUCCUUCCACAAAUGAUAUUUAUGUGUAUUACUUUUGGUUACAUGGGAAUAAUGAUCAUGUUGAAGUGGGGAUAGAGUUGGGAAGGUAGAACUGAUAAGGCUCCAUCAAUCAUCAAUGCUAUGAUCAAUAUCCCUCUACAAGGAGGUACCACAGAAGGAAAACCAUUAUUUGACUUAGAGUCUCAAGAAUCUCUUUAAUAAUCUAUUCUAUUUUGGUCAUUCUUAUGCAUUCCUUGGAUGCUUAUACCCAAACCAAUUAUUGAGGUUAUCCAACACUAUAGUGGAAAAAAGCAUGAAAAGAAACCUUCAAAAGCUCUUGAACCCAAAGACGAGAGCAAGGAACCCCUGUUGCCUAUGCAAACGAGUUAAAAAUCAAUUAAUUAAAGUGCUUUGGCAGAGGAACUAAGAUUGUAAUUAAUCUAAAAGGAAAAAGAGAAGGAAUUAAGAAGAAAACAAUUGGAAGAACAGAGACUCAAAGAGUAAGCAGCAGAAGAUGAUCAACUGAAAGAUUAACCAUAAUAAUUAUUACCAAAAUAACCAGAAAAGACUGGAGAUCACGGACAUGGACAUGACGAAUUUGAUAUUGGAGAACUUGCUGUACAUUAAAUUAUUGAAACCAUCGAAUUCGUUCUUGGUUCUAUUAGUAAUACUGCAUCAUAUUUGCGUUUAUGGGCUUUAUCGUUAGCACAUGGACAAUUGGCUAAAGUGUUUUUCGAGAAGUGUAUUGGUGCAGGAAUUGAAGAUGGAAAUGUAAUUAUCUUAGUCAUUGGUUGGCCUGUAUUUCUACAUUGCACUAUUGGAGUUUUAAUGUGCAUGGAUCUUAUGGAAUGUUUCUUACAUGCUCUAAGAUUGCAAUGGGUAGAAUUCUAAGGCAAAUUCUAUAAAGCUGAUGGCAUCAAAUUUAUGCCAUUUUCAUUCAAAGAAGUUUUAACUAAUCAACCAAAAGAUUAAUGA